Molecule: messenger RNA, 1532 nt
Organism: Arachis stenosperma
Lineage: Eukaryota; Viridiplantae; Streptophyta; Magnoliopsida; Fabales; Fabaceae
Product: beta-fructofuranosidase, insoluble isoenzyme 1-like
Exons: 5
Coding region: 6-1532 (508 amino acids)
Biological process (GO): carbohydrate metabolic process
Molecular function (GO): hydrolase activity, hydrolyzing O-glycosyl compounds
Source: RefSeq, a predicted model, not a curated record
GACCUAUGCACUACAAUGGAUACUACCAUCUGUUUUAUCAAUACAACCCUAAAGGUUCAGUGUGGGGUAACAUUGUAUGGGCUCACUCAGUCUCAAAAGAUCUCAUCAAUUGGAAAGCACUUGAGCCGGCCAUUUAUCCAUCGAAACCCUUCGACAAGUUCGGGUGUUGGUCAGGUUCAGCCACCAUCAUCCCCGGAAAAGGGCCGGUGAUCCUGUACACCGGAAUAGUCGACGCGAACAAAACUCAAGUUCAAUGCUAUGCCGUCCCAGAAGACUUAUCUGACCCUUUCCUCACAAAAUGGAUCAAACCGGACGAGUAUAAUCCCAUCGUGGUCGCCGGCCCCGGCGUCAAUCGCACCGACUUCCGGGACCCAACAACUGCAUGGUUCGAAGACGGACACUGGAAGAUUUUGGUUGGUAGUAGAAGGAAGCAUAGAGGAAUUGCAUACUUGUAUAGGAGUAGGGACUUCAAGAAAUGGAUUCGAGCCAAACACCCUAUUCAUACUGCUGCUGGAACGGGUAUGUGGGAGUGUCCAGAUUUCUACCCGGUUUCUAUGAAGGGGACAAUGGGAUUGGAUACGUCUGUGGUUGGUAAUCAUGUUAAGCAUGUGUUGAAGAAUAGUCUUGAUGAGACUAGGUUUGAGUAUUAUACUUUAGGUACCUAUUUCACCAAUAUAGAUAGGUAUAUACCGGACAACACCUCUGUUGAUGGUUGGGGUGGUCUUAGGUAUGAUUAUGGUAAUUUCUAUGCAUCCAAGUCCUUCUUUGACCCCACUAUGAAUAGAAGGAUCUUGUGGGGUUGGGCUAAUGAGUCUGAUACUAAGGAAGAUGAUAUUCACAAAGGAUGGGCAGGAAUUCAGGCAAUUCCAAGAACUCUGUGGCUUGAUCCUGGCGGUAGACAAUUGGUACAAUGGCCUAUUGAGGAAUUAAAUAGCCUUAGGGAUAAAGAAGUAGAGAUGAGCAAUCUAAAGCUUGCAAAGGGAGAUUAUGUUGAAGUUAAAGGAAUUACUGCUGCUCAGGCAGAUGUAGAAGUUACCUUCUCAUUUUCAAGCUUGAACGAGGCUGAAGCAUUUGAUCCAAGUUGGGUCAACGCAGAGGAUUUGUGUGGUAAAAAGGGUUCAAAUAUUCAAGGUGGGGUUGGACCUUUUGGUAUUCUAACAUUGGCUUCAAAAAAUUUGGAGGAGUUUACUCCUGUCUUCUUUAGAAUUUUUAAAGCUUCGAACAAGCAUGUAGUGCUCUUAUGCUCCGAUGCAAGAAGUUCUUCUUUGAAGAGUGAGUUGUACAAGCCAUCAUUUGCUGGAUUUGUAGAUGUGGAUUUGUCUACUACUAAGAAGCUUUCUCUUAGGAGUUUGAUUGAUCAUUCUGUAGUGGAGAGUUUUGGAGCAGGAGGAAAAACAAAUAUUUUAUCUAGAGUUUAUCCUGAGUUAGCUGUGGCAGAUCAAGCUCACUUAUUUGUGUUUAACAAUGGAACCGUACCAAUCGUUGUGGAAAAUCUUAGAUCAUGGAGCAUGAAAUCUGCCGUCAUAAAUUGA